This is a messenger RNA of Cannabis sativa, 1383 nucleotides long. RefSeq lists its product as uncharacterized. The record is from RefSeq and is a predicted model, not a curated record. The transcript is spliced from 3 exons. The coding region runs from base 1 to 1383 and encodes 460 amino acids. NCBI's taxonomy places the organism in Eukaryota, Viridiplantae, Streptophyta, Magnoliopsida, Rosales, Cannabaceae.
AUGAUUGUCCAAUCUGCGAGGCCUUUUGGUCAAAGAUCAGUUCUUAAGUUUGCUCAGUACACUAGUGAUCAUGCCAUUGCUGGAAGGUUUCAUUAUGUUGGAGGAGCUGAAUUAGCCCUUGGUGGUGUGCCCGGGAACCCUGGAAUUCUCGGAAUUGGAAACUGGAAUGCUGGAGUGCUUGGUGAUGAUCCUCCUGAAGGUGGACUAGGAAAUGGAAAAUGUGGGGGCCAUUGGAAAGAAGGUGAUCCUCCGGGAGGACUUGGUGAUGACCCUCCGGAAGGUGGGCUUGGGAAUGGAAAGCGUGGCCAAUGGAAGGAAGGUGAACCUCCAGCAGCAGGGGGGCUUGGUGAUGUGUCUCCAGAAGGUGGACUUGGAAAUGGAAAGUGUGGUGGCCAAUGGAAAGCAGGUGGGCUUGGUGAUGAGCCUCCAGAAGGUGGGCUUGGCGAUGAGCCUCCAGAAGGUGGGCUUGGAAACGGAAAAUGUGGUGGCCAAUGGAAAGCAGGUGGGCUUGGUGAUGAGCCUCCAGAAGGUGGGCUUGGCGAUGAGCCUCCAGAAGGUGGGCUUGGAAACGGAAAGUGUGGUGGCCAAUGGAAAGCAGGUGGGCUUGGUGAUGAGCCUCCAGAAGGUGGGCUUGGCGAUGACCCUCCGGAAGGUGGGCUUGGGAAUGGAAAGCGUGGCCAAUGGAAGGAAGGUGAACCUCCAGCAGCAGGGGGGCUUGGUGAUGAGCCUCCAGAAGGUGGACUUGGAAACGGAAAGUGUGGCGGCCAUUGGAAAGCUGGUGGGCUUGGUGAUGAGCCUCCUGAAGGUGGGCUUGGGUGUGGAAAGUGUGGCGGCCAUUGGAAAGCUGGUGGGCUUGGCGAUGAGCCUCCAGAAGGUGGGCUUGGCGAUGAGCCUCCAGAAGGUGGGCUUGGGUGUGGAAAGUGUGGAGGCCACUGGAAAGCUGGUGGGCUUGGCGAUGAGCCUCCAGAAGGUGGGCUUGGGUGUGGAAAGUGUGGCGGCCAUUGGAAAGCUGGUGGGCUUGGCGACGAACCAUCAGAAGGUGGGCUUGGGUGUGGAAAGUGUGGCGGCCAUUGGAAAGCAGGUGGACUUGGUGAUGAUCCUCCAGAUGGUGGGCUUGGAAAGUGUGGUGGCCAUUGGAAAGUAGGUGGGCUUGGAGAAGAGCCUCCAGAAGGAGGACUUGGACUUGGAAAAAAGGGAUGUGGCCAUGAUGGGAAUGAUGGUGGACUUGGUGAUGAUCCUCCUGGAGAACCAAUCCCAGGAAAAUUAGGCCAUCUAAUUCCUAGAAUGGGAUUUACCCAUGAUAAACAUAGCAAAAAAGCUACAAACAUUGAUAAUAUCUUCAUUUUGCUUUUGUUUUUGUUUUUUACUAACUAUGAAAAGUGA